Xiphophorus hellerii (green swordtail) is the source of this 1342-nucleotide messenger RNA. RefSeq lists its product as uncharacterized. The record is from RefSeq and is a predicted model, not a curated record. NCBI's taxonomy places the organism in Eukaryota, Metazoa, Chordata, Actinopteri, Cyprinodontiformes, Poeciliidae. The transcript has 4 exons. The coding region runs from base 293 to 949 and encodes 218 amino acids.
UGUGUGUGUGUGUUCGUGACGGGUGGCCUCCCAAAGUUGCACUCCUCACUUUCUCUGAGCUUCCAGGCGCGUCAGGGUUUCGGGUUACCUGGCGGUGAACACCUGACUGCCACAGCGGCAGCCCGGCCGGCACGGUUCUUGUUCCGCGGGUCUACAAACGUCUCAGGGCCCCAACUGUUAUUGGGGAUGAUGUUUUCCUGUUUGCACUGUGACAGAUACCCUUUGCAUCUGAUGAAUCGAUGGUGCGUAAACCAGGAGACGUGUGCAGAGGAGUGCGUAUCUUAGCAACAAGAUGUUGGGUUCUGCUGGCGCGCAGGCGACCAGAGGCGGCCCCGUGUUUUUCUUUGACCAGCCAACAAGGCGAAAUCGGAUUAAAGGCAACAUUUUAAAUUACAUGAUAAGAAGUGCGGGACCACAGCUGGAAGACGCGCCACUGAGGAGUCUGCAAGAGGAGGACCAAAAAGGUGAAAGUAACAGUUUAAGCAAGCAGAACCCCUCAGGUAUAGCCUGUGAGGGUGAAGAACAUGAUCCUUCAUCAUCAUCUGUCAGCGCCGCGCCAAAGGAUCCGAUGGACGCCUACAGGCGAGCGGCCCCUCAUUUAUUAAACGACUUGGCUCGUCUGCUUUCGCAGCAUAAGUGGUCGGAGGACGACCGCAUCCCCCGCGGCAUUGUCAAUAUCCUGGAUUACUCCUGGCACGAUCUGACUGCAGGGGCGGCGCUCCGCUUGAGGAGGCCAGCGGCGAUGACAGGGAACCAGAGGAGGCCCAAAGAAUCCCUGGAGACGCAGAAAACACCCCGGCGGGUGUCUGACUGCGCCAGGGAGGAAACAGGAAAGAGGACCUCUUCCGCCGGGAGAAAUGCUGGUUCAUUUCUCACAAAAGAUCAAGCAAAUCAGAGUGAAAGAAAGAAAAAACGAAGCUCAAAAGGAGGUAAAUUUAGCAUAAGGUGAAUUGUACUUUGAACGUAUCAAAGUACAAUAAUAAAUAAUAAUCCAGUUGUCUCGAGGCAGAUAAAGUGACAUUUGAUGAUAGAGUAGUGAGAAUAUAUAAUAAACAAGACCAAAAAAAAUGUCUUUAGUUUUAAAAGGCGAACAAAUAAAUCUAAAAUAGUCGAAGUGGCAUGGAGGCGAUGCAAAGAACGGUCCAAAAAGGAACCGAAAGAUCAAGAAUGAGAAGCAAAACAGUGAAAGAAACACUGACAGUGGCCACAAUAAGUCUCAAAAAUACAUAUUUUACCACAGAAUGUUCAAACUGAGACAAAACAGGAGGAGAAAAAUAAAUCCAAUAAGUAUGGAUGGAGACGUGAAAAUGAGCAUAGAUGCAAGAUGACUAAAAUAUCUGUC